Messenger RNA from Mollisia scopiformis, 1462 nucleotides. Its product is annotated as aldolase. Gene Ontology annotation, molecular function: 4-hydroxy-tetrahydrodipicolinate synthase activity. The coding region runs from base 318 to 1295 and encodes 325 amino acids. The transcript has a single exon. Lineage: Eukaryota; Fungi; Ascomycota; Leotiomycetes; Helotiales; Mollisiaceae. The record is from RefSeq and is a predicted model, not a curated record.
UCGCCAUUUUGAUUUCAGAAAGAAGUGAACCCGGAAUCUCAAUCGUUCUGAGAGACAAUAAAUGCAAGAAAAAUCAUGUUCUGCCAUUCGCAAAUCGCCGGUAACUUUUCCGGCUCUGUUGAGCUUUUCCGUGAAACUUCCCUCCCCCACCUAUGGGGCAAAACAACAGAAAAGCCAUAAUAGGGCCUUGAGAGAUAACCAGCUGCACACUUGAGAUAGAGUAGAAGUGUAUAUAAAGGAGCCCAGACAGAAAAUAUACGACGAUAAGACUAGAACAGGGACACAAACACAAAGCAAUUGGUGAAGCUACGACCACCAUGCUGACUAAGUUACCACCGCCAGGAGUUUUCGUACCUGUUCCAACAUUUUUCAAAACAACACCAGCUUCUUCAUCCUCAUUACAAGCAGCACUCGAUGUUCGAACUCAAUGUGAACACAGUAUUCACCUUGCCAAGAAUGGAAUCCGAGGCCUCGUGCUGCUCGGAAGCACGGGCGAGGCAAUACAUCUCUCCCGGUCUGAAAGAUUCGAAUUGAUUUCCGGUGUCCGCAAUGGACUCACAGAAGCUGGCUACGCCGACUAUCCAAUCAUGGCAGGCAUCUUGACGAACUCUGUCGAUGAAGCGCUUGGAUGGCUUGCAGAUGCGAAGAAAGCUGGUGCACAAUGGGGACUCGUCCUGACACCAGGAUACUUCGGUCCUGCUGCAAACCAAGAGAAUCUGCGGGAAUGGUACACACUGGUCGCAGACACGAGUCCUCUACCAAUACUGAUUUAUCAUUACCCCGGCGUUACGAACAACAUUGCCAUCAGCCUCGAAACAUACAUGGCACUGGCAGCUCAUCCGAACAUUGUUGGAUGCAAAAUGUCUCACGGCAAUGUUUCUCACCAUGUCCAAGUGGCUUUGGAUCCUGCUAUUGACCAUACGAAGUUCCGCGUAUACAGUGGCUUUGGCCAGCAAUUGGGUCCUAUUGUUCUUUUUGGAGCUGCUGGAGUGAUUGAUGGGCUUGCUGCGAUAUAUCCCAGCGCUGUGUCGCGCCUCUUCGACCUCGCAGCCAAGCGUCCAGUCACGAAUGAAGCCUUGCAGAAGAUUCAAGAGUGGCAAUUUAUUGUCAGCAGAGCAGAGGAAAUGAUAGCAAAGUGGGGCAUCAUUGGAAUCAAGGAAGGUGUAUAUCGAGAGUUGAAUAUUGGCAAUUUGAACGGCGGGAGACUACCACUGAGGGGAAAUCUGCCCGAAGGGGAAUGGGCGAGGUGGAAUGUGGCUAUGGAUGCUAUGAAGCAGCUCGAGCAGUCCAAAUAGUUUCAUGAAUUUUAUUGAGCGCUCUGCCGGCUGCGGCUCUCUACCCUCGCUGCAUGUUUCCCACAGACUUGAUUGAGCCAUUCACGGGAAGUUCCUAUUGAACUUUGUCACAGUACCAGUUUCAGUGAGGCAAGCUUUCAGGUAGGGAUUGUAAGCACUUGGACGGG